CUUCAUUCAGGCACUCUUCCGUUCUCAUACCUCUAUAGUUGUAUCCAAAUCUCAAUAGUUAUUCACUCAAAAGAGCCUCAAGUUUGUACCAUGAAUCCAAGAGUCAACCAAGAGUGGACCCCCUCCGAGGUAGAGGGGGCAAGAUCAAUCAUAGAUUGGCUCAAGAACAACUACUGCAAUGAUGGCACCAUCUAUGGAAUAAACAAGAAGCAUGAGAUUGUGGGAACGCUCCAAGCAUGGUUCCCCAGGAAGACCAUGCAACAGGUAACAGACUUGUAUGUUGAUCUUGCCGCAAAGAUGCAUAUGCUUCAGUGUCUAGAGAAGGAAUACCAUGGUACCAAUAGUGACCAUGGUGUCAAUUACACCGUGGAUGGCCAUGCGCAUAAGAACUUCUGGUUGCAAGAGGCUGCCAUGCAAGGAACGGACUUUUUAUUUGGUUGUCCAUUAAAGAGUAUGCAAACCAUGGACACCCAACAGGAGGUGUCGAUGGUAGAGCAGAACAAGGUGGUGUUGGAGAAUAGGAUGCGCAUCCAUCAACCAGUGCUUGCACCACGUGCCAAGGGGUUUUGGACCCCAGAUGAACACAGGCUCUUUCUCCAUGGCUUGAGCAUAUGUGGCCGUGGCAAAUGGAAGGACAUAUCAAAGCACUUCGUCCCUAGUAGGACUUCGACCCAGAUUUCAAGCCAUGCACAGAAGUACUUCAUGAGGCUAAAGAGCAAAGGGUCGGGAAGCCAACGCUACCGCAUCAACGACGCGGAGCUCAAUGAUGCCAACCCAUGGAAAAUGAAGAGUACCAUUAACUCCUGGCAAGCACUCGCCUUCCAAUCUACAGUUGGUGCUGAUAACCAAAAUCCAAGCUUUGACUUGCAAACUCUUUCGAGUCCAUUUGUCACCAUGAACAAUAUAGCCUAGUUUGGACCGUUGUUGUUGAAGAAAAGAGUUAGUAGUCAACAUGGUGUGAGAAUCAUAUGAUGUUGUCGGCACAGUAGGGUGCCAGUGAACUUUGUUCCUACUAGUAUACAAGUAUUACUUGAGCUAUCUUCAAAGCAUUGUAUGGAUACAAAAUAUAAGAUGCUAUGAUUUAAGUUGUAUUUGCAUA
Messenger RNA from Aegilops tauschii subsp. strangulata, 1099 nucleotides. Lineage: Eukaryota; Viridiplantae; Streptophyta; Magnoliopsida; Poales; Poaceae. The record is from RefSeq and is a predicted model, not a curated record.